Molecule: messenger RNA, 1408 nt
Organism: Cuscuta epithymum
Lineage: Eukaryota; Viridiplantae; Streptophyta; Magnoliopsida; Solanales; Convolvulaceae
Source: the annotation of a GenBank genome assembly
AAGUAUCUCUAUAUCAUGGCUUUGAGAAUCAGUAUACUUAUUUUUACUCUUAUUUGUCUUUGCAAUAACAUUACACAUGGAAAAAGGAGAACACAUAGUCAUAGCCUCGAAAGAAAAAGGGGAUACCGGAGGAGUUCAAUCAUCACUACACUCAAGACUAUCUCCGGAGAUACUUAUGACUGUGUAGAUAUCUAUGAGCAACCUGGCAUGGAUGAUCCUACAAUGGACAUGGACAAACUUAAGAUGCUUAUUGCUAAGGAAUUAGAGAAGCAAAAUGCUAAACUUGCCUUAGAGGAAGACCAAAGUUUAACGGCUAAUUCGACAGAAUUUUACGACUUCAACCCCAGAGACAUAUGGUUAAACAAAAAAGGGUGUCCUAUGGGAAGUGUUCCCAUUCGUCGAUUGUCUACGAAACAAUUAAAAAAGAUUGAAGAGCUACACAAAGUCCAAUACAUCCCCUUUCAAAAGACUGAAAAUCAGUCCUACCUCAACACAGGAAGCUUUCUUGAUUUUGCAGGUAUUAUCGUGCCGGAAGCUCCUUCAGGGUACUUUAUAGGUGCAAAAGCUACCAUGACUAUAUGGAAACCCAAACUGAGGGGGGAUCACCAAUAUAGUUCGGCCUCAAUAUAUGUGGAAAAUGGAGAUAAUCAAAUAAGAUCUGGAUGGAUAGUAUACCCAGCAUUAUAUGGUGAUUUUAAAACUCGACUAUUUAGUCGAUGGACGAGUGAUAAUUAUGGAAAAACGGGAUGCUAUGUCAACCAUUGUCCAGGAUUCAUAAUACUUUCUAAUUUUAUACCACUAGAUUAUGCAUUUCCAAUGACGUCUGCACCUGAAGGGACACAAUAUGAUGUUACCAUUGAAAUUAUCAAGGUUUCAUCCGAUCCACCCGGGUGGUACCAAAUGUUCAAUGGUCAAAUUUUGGGUAUGUGGACAUCUUCAAUAUUUUCGAGCAUGAGUGAAAGUGCCAUUCAAUUGCGAUUUGGAGGGGAGUGUUUCAAACCCGAAGGUGAAGAAGCUAGUGCUCAAAUGGGAAGUGGUGUAUUUGUGAAUGCGCAAUAUGAUAAAACUUCCUACAUGCGACAAAUUACUUAUACCGAUCUUGUUUAUGGCGGAGCUAAUCUCGACAAUUCUAGGGUUCAAGUCCAUGAGUCUAGAUGUUACUAUGUGGCUGGUAACACAUAUAAUACUAAAGAUCCAUGGUAUGCAUACAAUUUUUUCUUUGGAGGGCGUGGUGGUGAAGACGAGGAACGUUGUGUGUAUAGUUAAGUGUAUUAAUAAAACUAGCAAAGUACGCACUACGUGCGACUGAUGUCCAAUGUAUGACUCAAAAGCAUUUACGUUUUAAUAUUUUCUAUAAAACUUCCAUAAAGUAAUGUUUUGGUAUAAUAACUGUUUUGCAUAAGAUGUU